Messenger RNA from Synchiropus splendidus (mandarinfish), 2636 nucleotides. Its product is annotated as G protein-activated inward rectifier potassium channel 3-like. The coding region runs from base 270 to 1715 and encodes 481 amino acids. Gene Ontology annotation, biological process: regulation of monoatomic ion transmembrane transport; potassium ion import across plasma membrane. NCBI's taxonomy places the organism in Eukaryota, Metazoa, Chordata, Actinopteri, Syngnathiformes, Callionymidae. Gene Ontology annotation, cellular component: plasma membrane. The transcript has 4 exons. The record is from RefSeq and is a predicted model, not a curated record. Gene Ontology annotation, molecular function: inward rectifier potassium channel activity.
GCAUGCUAUUGUGAAGUUAUUACGACUUGAUGCAGUACUUACCAAAGAGCAGCAGAGAGUGACUCCUAAGCAGGUCAGUAACACAUGGGUGGAGGAAGAACAGCUGGACCUUCUCAGCAGUCGCAUCCUUUAUUAAAAGACGGAGCACAUCUGGCAGCAGCUGCGUUCAUCUGUUGAGAAGAGCGGCACAGAGAGCGAAGCUACAAAAGAGUCGGACCUUCCUCCGAGCGGAAUCUCGCCAGAACACCAGACCCCCGACACUGACCCUCAUGGCUAAACAUCAGCCACCACCCCUUCAGCUGGUCGCGACCCUGCCCGGCGAAUCCCAGGAACUCUCUGACAGGCCCAGCAAGAUGGUCUCCAAGAAGGCCUUUUUCAUGAAAAAUCUGAGCUACUCGGAAUGCCCAACGUUUUCCACUUCCCAGGAGGUCCCCCCUCCCCAGACCCCCAACCUGUCCUCAGCGCUGACCAGGCCAGGUCCAGCUCAGCCUAGUCCAGAAGCCACGUCCCUGGAAACCAUCGAGGAAGCUCCCAAACCUCGCGGCUCUCGAUCCAGCAGGAAGCUGAAGCACUUCGCCUCCAAAUGGCAUUCACGAGUCUCAGUCAGCGGCGGCAGCGACCCUGUCCCCGCUGCUGAGAAGAUGCCUCUCUCCAGAACUCACAAGAAGCGAUGCAAACUGCUGGGUGAUGAAAACUCGCUGCACAUUACGGUUGGCAACCGACGCCAGCGAUACGUGGCCAAGGAUGGCAAGUGCCAGGUCAACCUGGGUCCUAUAGCCGACAAAAGCCGCUUUCUCUCAGAUAUUUUCACCACCUUAGUUGACCUGAAGUACCGCUGGUUCCUUCUGGUCUUUACAAUGUGCUACAUUCUCACCUGGGUGAUCUUUGGCGGGAUCUACUUCCUGGGUGCCUGGUUGAGGGACGACAUUGCUCACGUGCACGACCAACAAUGGCCGGCCUGUUACCAGAACGUGGACAGUUUUUUGUCGGCUCUUCUGCUGUCUCUCGAGAGCCAGAGGACCAUCGGGUACGGCUCCAGGAUGGUGACGGCCAACUGCCCCGAAGGCACCGUGCUGCUGAUGGUCCAGUCCAUCCUGGGCUCCAUCAUCGAUGCCCUGAUGGUCGGCUGCAUGUUCGUCAAGAUCUCGCGGCCACAGCAGCGAGCGCAGACCUUGAUCUUCAGCAAACACUGCGUGAUCUGCGAGCGGGACGGCCGGCUGUGCAUGCUGUUCCGCAUCGGUGACCUGCGGGAGAGCCACAUGGUGGACGCCAAGAUACGAGCCAAGCUCAUCCGGUCCAGGCAGACCAAGGAGGGGGAAUUCAUCCCACUGGAGCAGUCAGAGAUCAACCUGGGCUACGAUACCGGAGGAGACCGGCUGCUGCUGGUGGAACCCCAGACCAUUACGCACGUCAUCAACGAGAGCAGCCCCUUCUGGGAGGUGGGAGCAGAGCGCUUGACGCGGGAGUCUUUCGAGAUCAUUGUCAUCCUUGAAGGCAUCGUGGAGGCUUCAGGCAUGACGUGCCAGGCCAGGACGUCGUACACCGAAGACGAGAUCCUGUGGGGCCAUCGCUUCGAGUCCUGCAUAUCCCUGGAGAAGGGCGCCUUCCGUGUGGACUACAGUGCAUUCGACAAAACCUUUGAAGUUCAAAUGUCCAAGCUCAGCGAGAGGGACAGAAUGAGAAACGGAGCUUUAGAAGACAACCUGACAAAGUAGUCGUCACAGUAGAUGACUUCAAUACUUCGCUGGUGACGGAUCUAUUGUUGUGUAAUGUAAUGACACGCUCAUUCAAUAGCAGGGUCAAAGGUCACAGUGAAACCCUACCACCCCUUUCUCACGACCUCUCAACCUGCUGUGACUGAAGAAACCAGAAGCUUUCCAGAGUCAGAAGCUCCUCAUCUGACCAUGAGCCAAUGGGAAUUGGAUUUCACCCAACUAUCAUCUUUUUUUAAAUGUUUUAUUGGAAGAUAUGACAUGUGACAAUUACAAUGUCAGACCACUGUAAAAUACCAAUAUUCAUGACUCAGGUCACUGAUGGAAGGCAAAUACAAAACAGAAAGUUUUUUUAAACUGAAAUACAGCAAAAUACAAACAUAUAUUACUUAAAAAUAAAUAAAAUAAUAACAAUGAUAAUAAUAAAUAAAGUAUAAUAAUGACUGAGUAAAUAAUGGGGAGCUAGUGUUGGAAAUGGAAAGGGGAAUGAUAGUUUCACACAUCAACAGCAAUGAAAUCUAAAUCUCUGACCUCAGGACUAAGUGUGAGUGGAGGAGUCGAGUGAACUGAAACAAGGAAGAAAAGGUUGCUUUUUACUGAAAAACUUGUUUCCCUCUUCAUUAAAGACAUGGUGUCUGUCGGCCAGUGAGUACUAGAUGGAGGCUUGGUGGACUCACGGUGAAGAGAAAGAUAGAAGAAGUAAAGAAUGAAAAUGGUCAAAUGUAUGUAAAUGGCUUUGGAUUUCCUGGAAGACCAAAUAUAGCAGAGGUGAGAUUCCAAGUGUCACGGAGAAACGACACAUGUGAGGUAUUGCACAUCACAGAGGCCAGACAUGGGCUGGAGGCUUCCACAACUGUCCCAGCUGUUGACACCUCAAGUACGUACACAAGCCGACCAGUGCCCAGGCAAAUCUUGGAGCACUGA